Macrosteles quadrilineatus (aster leafhopper) is the source of this 4528-nucleotide messenger RNA. RefSeq names its product acyl-CoA Delta-9 desaturase-like. Gene Ontology annotation, molecular function: iron ion binding; stearoyl-CoA 9-desaturase activity. Gene Ontology annotation, biological process: unsaturated fatty acid biosynthetic process. Gene Ontology annotation, cellular component: endoplasmic reticulum membrane. The record is from RefSeq and is a predicted model, not a curated record. The coding region runs from base 144 to 1187 and encodes 347 amino acids. NCBI's taxonomy places the organism in Eukaryota, Metazoa, Arthropoda, Insecta, Hemiptera, Cicadellidae. The transcript is spliced from 8 exons.
UCAACAUCAACCGAACCGAACCGUCCAAAACCAAAACACUGAAGACGCUAAACGAAUGGUGGAUAAGUAGUUGUGUUAUGCUAUUUUUAUUUGGUCUCCGAUGAGUCAUUAGUUCCGUCAACGAUUGAUCUGCGCAAUUCAAUAUGGAGUCACGGACUGAGACACUGGUGACUCACCGAGUAAUCACAGACAAUGAUACUAGCGCAGAGGUGGGUGGAGACGCCCAGUGUGGACGCAAGCCGGAGUACAUUCCUCGUAUCCGCUGGCCAGACCUCGCUGCUCAGCUGUUUGUACAUGGCGGAGCUCUCUACGGCCUCUACCUCAUGAUCACCAGGGCCCAGUGGUACACUGUCCCUUGGGCAUUCGCAAUGGUCUACACGUCAGGGUUUGGUAUCACAGCUGGGGCUCACAGGCUGUGGUCUCACAGAGCCUACAAGGCUAAGUGGCCUCUGCGGCUUCUACUCUGCUUCUUGUUCACCAUUGCAGGCCAGAGGCACGUGUACGCAUGGGCCCUUGACCACAGAGUGCAUCACAAGUUCAGUGAGACAGACUCAGACCCACAUGACGCUAGGAGAGGGUUCUGGUUCUCGCAUGUAGGCUGGCUCGUACUCACACCUCACCCUGAUGUGGAGGUGAGACGCAAGGCUGUGGACAUGAGUGACCUGGACAACGACCCCAUCGUACUGUGGCAGAAGAGGCUCUACAUUCCUCUCUUCGCUAUUUUCUGCAUCGGGCUCCCAGUGCUGAUCCCAUGUUAUUACUGGAAUGAAGAUUUGUGGAUUUCAUUCUUCAUAAACUUCAACUUCCGUUUCUCGCUAACCCUCAACAUGGCCUUCGCUGUAAACAGUUUCGCUCACAUGUGGGGUUCUCGACCUUACGACAAGAGCAUCAGUCCCGUAGAGAACGUACUGGUGUCUCUGGGAGCUUUGGGCGAAGGUUGGCACAACUACCAUCACGUGUUCCCCUGGGACUACAAGACCUCAGAGUUGGGCAAGUACUGCUUCAACUGGACGACAGCGUUCAUAGAUGCGUUCGCGCGGCUGGGCUGGGCCUACGACUGCAAGACUGUGAGUGAGUCGAUGGUGAGGCGCCGAGCGGCCCGUAGCGGAGACGGCAGUCGUCUGUGGGGCUACGGCGACACUGAGAUGGACGAAGCUGACCGCAGGGAACUGGACGCCUCCAGGUAGAGUGGCGACCGCAGUAACUCAGAUGUUUCUUGUAUAACAACUGUUCGACUCUAUUGUCUGUCAUUGUCACUUCACCUUGCCAUGGAUUAAGAUUAUCAAUCACACAUUGUAUCCAAUAGAGCGAUAAGUUCAGUCUGCCAGUUACAGAAACCAUUGCUAAGUGACUAAUUAUACUCAAGGGUGCUUCUGAGAAGUCACAGAUUUUAGCGAUUUUAUUUUAAAAGGCUAAAUCACAGAUUUUACAAGGGCUGAAUGUGAUUUUUCAUUCAUGGAAAUUGGAAGCUACAAUUGAAAAGUGGGAUUGUUUUUAAAUUAUGUUAUUUAUUUUGUUAAAAAAUUGUCCUACAUGUAUACUCUUUCAAGAUUUACUGAAUGGUCAAAUCAUGAGUUUAACAUUUGAUGUUUUUUUUCUCGUUAUAGCAGAUAAACAAUGACAACAGAUAGUUCUGAAUUGUAAUUCUGUAAUUGCCCCUGAAAAGUCAUUAUCUUGUAUUUAAGGGAACUGGUAGACACCCGGCUUAUGAUUUCCUUAGGUUUAAUUUAUGAAAAUGUAGAGAAGUAAAUAACCUCACUUUAAUUCAGGGAAGAAAGCAUUCCUAUUUUAUUUAUUUCUAUAAUAAAAUACCAGUUAAAUAUUUAUCUCAAUUUUUUUAACACAUUCUAUAGGCUAGGUUUCUCCAGUGUGAGGGACAAUUGUUAGGAAUUAGCAUAAGACAUUCUGUUCCAAUUUGUUGUGUUUAUAACCAUGUGCAACUGAUUAAUAUUUAUGUUUGUAACUAUUGUCUACCAAUUAAAGAAAAAUUUAAUUUAUGAUGCAUUUAAAUAAAAUAACAAAUUAAUUAAAAUACUUGUAUGUUAACAAACCAAUAAGUACUAAUAUACCAAAUAAAUAUAUUGAAUCAAUUUUAAAUUAAUCUGAUGAAUUGUUCAAGCAUUUAAACUAAUGUUAAAUCCCUCUAUAACUUGUUAUAACCUUGUUUGUUUUAUAGUUAUCGUUAACGUUAUGUGAUUGAUGUUACUUAAUCAGUAAUUUUACCACUACUAUUUAAUCAUUGUUUAUGUUUAUCCACAUUUUAUUCAACAGCCGUACUAUACAGGAUAACGCUGUGCAUUUAAACAUAUAAUAUUACCAUUAAAUGCCUAUAUAUGUGCUUGAUGAAUUGUUGAAAAGUACUGUUAAAGCUUUCAAUAUGGAAUUGACGCUAAUACAGUUUUUCAUUUAAAUGCUGGCCUUACCUAUGAAAAACUGAUGUUUGUAAAUAUUUUAACAAGUAUACACACUGUUUGAUAAACUUUAUAGUUUUAUAAGAAUUGUUUUGAGACUAUAUUUUGUAAGUGUUGAGCUACCUGGUAGUCUGUUAUGUUAGUCUAGUCCCUUCCCGGAGAAGGCUAUGUCUCUAAAGCAACUGCCAACUCUUGACUUGUGUAACUCUUCUAUAGCUUUGUUCUGUUGUCGUCGUCUAUAUAUUUCAUGUACAAAUUUAUUUAUUACAUUUCAUCUGUCUCAUUGCAGGGAAACUGGAGCCUUAAAACUAUCAAAUUUUCAGUGCCUUAAACCGUGAAAAACUAAUGACUGAAAAUGUUUGUCAGUUAAGUUUUAUAAACUUCAUCACUGUGUAGCCUGUUUAGAAUCAGUACACUACUGUAGACAGUUUUUUUCAAUAGUAUAUUUCAUACCUAGGGCCAAAAAUGAGGUUUUGCCAGCUCAAGAUCAUCGAGAGCUGCAAACCCCUUUUAAGUAAAUAGGCGAACAGCUGAUUUUCGGCCCUAGUGCCGCCAAAACCUGCUCGGUCACCAAAUGACAAUAACGUGGAAUGGACAGCAAUAUGUAGCUUUCAGCCUCCAAUUAAAAUUUGUAAAACGGCUAAAAACAUUGUAGUGUGGUGAAGAUAUUGUUUACGUUUCCUUGAGGUUGUGUUUUUUACCAUCUUGCAUCAGAAUUGUUGUAGCCUGAAGGUUAUUGAGCGGCUGGGUAACUAAGUGGUUAUAGUGCUUGUUUAACAAUCAAUCAGAAGGGUGUCUAUUUUAUUCUGAAAACAUCAAGUUAGAUUUUUGAUGGUUCCAAACUGGGCCUAGCUGACCUUGAACAUCGGGCUUUUAAUAAAUGUUUUGGAUGAAGGAACAGCUGAUCUUAGUCAGUUUACACUCAUCUCAUUCAUAAUUUUACACUCUUCUUGCAUUCAUUUGAACUUAAAAUACCCACCUAGGUUGCUGUUUCAAAAGUAUUGAUAAUGAUAAUCAUAGUGGAACAUUGAUUGGCAAAUCCUUCAAAACGUGUUGCUAAACAAGUUGUUUCCUUACACUGGCACCUGUAGUUGGUGAAAAGGGUUCACAGUGCCUUGCUAUUAACCAAGCAUUAAAAGCUCUGCAGUUAUUAGCGAUGUUUUUCUAACAAUAGUAGAAACCUUAACAAUCUUCAUCUACCUCACUUUGUACAGCUGGAAUGUGCAAAUUCAAAUAAGAAAUUUAACCUGUUUUAAAUGAUGCAAAUAUUAACUGUUACUUUACUCUUUGAGAAGAAAAUAGUACUUAAUAUUUUCUAAGGUCAUAAAAAAUGUCCACAAUAUGGUGAACAUGUGGGUUACAGAGGGUUUCUAUUACGGGUAAAAUAACGUAUUGUGUUUAUUUUUCAGGCUCCAGUUACCCAGUGUAACUUGUGUAGUAGAUAGUAUUGGCCAGUUUUACUUGUUACUUGCCUGUCUAAGACUGCAACGUCAACCACAACAUGUCAAAGAUUAUUGAACAGAUUUCAUUUAACCUUCCUUAGACAUGUAUUGUAAUUCAUUCACUUUGGGUAAUGGCCGUGGAACAGUUUAGAUGAUUACUAACCAAUUUUUCAGCCUCGAUGUAAGGCUGAAUGGGAUGAUCUUAAAGGGAAUUGACUUCUGCAUAGUGAAGUUUCAUGUGGUUUGCAGGCUGAAGUUGUAGGUUAUAUCUGGUGGGGUGGGUGUCGGGCUUUCCAUGAACCUGUUAUAUCCACUGCACAUUUCUGGGGAUGAGGGAAAUCCUAACUCCCAUCUCACCAGAUAGAAUCUACGACAUCUCCCUGCAAACACCACUUUAUAGUUUAAGAUUUUACUGUGCAGGAGUCAAGUCUGCCUACAUGGAAUAGUGAUGAUGAGACAUGGCCAUUUUCAGAGGACCACGACUAAAAUAACGAAUAUUGUAUGAUUAAAGACAUUUUCCUACAGUUACCUAACAAUGUACAUGUUCUCUCACUGAUUUUAGAAAGCAAAGUGGCCAAUUCGCUCAUCAGUGAGACAAUGUUAACAUUGUCUCACUCUAAUUACUUUGUCUCACUCCAGAUUUGCAACGUGAAGGCACGAAAUAGUGAGUGUGUA